This is a messenger RNA of Truncatella angustata, 1710 nucleotides long. RefSeq lists its product as uncharacterized. Lineage: Eukaryota; Fungi; Ascomycota; Sordariomycetes; Amphisphaeriales; Sporocadaceae. The transcript is spliced from 4 exons. The record is from RefSeq and is a predicted model, not a curated record. The coding region runs from base 1 to 1710 and encodes 569 amino acids.
AUGCAUUGUUCCUCUAGUAUACAGUCACUCGUUUGGAGCUGCUUAUUGCGGUUCACCAUUGCCUCAGAUAUUCUCAACAUCUAUACCACUACCUCUCUUGGAAAUACCACUGCGUCAGAUUCGUGUAUCUCGGCCUUAGUUGCUGACAUCAGUUGCUACUCCAGCCUCAGCAGAGCGGUAACGAAGACAAACUCAUGGGGUACGACUGCCCUAGGGAGACUGUGCACCCAGAAUUGUACAGAGUCUCUGCAGCAAUAUGUCACCGCUGUUGAAAAUGUCUGCGGCUCUGAUAUGUAUAACAUUUCAGGCACUCUACAAACAGCAUCUAGUGCAGGAGAAAGGCUUCUCUGGAGGCAGUCCGUUACUUGUAUAACCGACGAUUCGUCGGGUGAAUACUGUAACACCGAAUUCCAGGAUGCAGCCAAUGGAACUGGAUCUUCGAAGAUCGGCUGCAGUCAGUGCUAUCUUGACUACCUGUACACCAUUGCCGACUCCGAGUAUGGUAAGGGAAUUGUCUCUGAAUCCUACUUCGAGGAGAGAGCUGCUGCUUGUUCAGCUACCAGCUACUCUUUCAUACAUACUGCAACUGCCACGACGACUUCAACGGUGGUUUCGGCGACUUCCAAUGCUCGCUGCAAUAUGACUGACACUGAUACAAUUGUGUACGAGGUACAAGCUGGCGAUAGCUGCAUCAGUAUUUCAGCGGCCCAGAACGUGUCAACUGGACUUCUCGCUAGCACAAAUGCUUUGAACCAGAACUGCACGUACCUGACAAUAGGUCAGAACCUAUGUCUCCCAGAGUCCUGCGAGGUAUAUAUGGUGCAGCAAAAUGACACAUGCGACUCUAUAGUCGACAGCCUGACCAGGGAGGUCACUGCAACAACUUUCAUAUCUUGGAACACCAAUCUCAAUAGUCAGUGCUUAAACAUUGCAAGUCUUAUGGGGACAUAUAUUUGUAUCAGUGCCGUUCCUACAAACGCUGUGACAACGUCAAACACUGACUGUGGUUACUGGUAUACUAUUGAGAGUGGCGAUGAAUGCGAAGACAUUGUUGACGCCUAUGGCAUUUCUUUGGACGACUUUUAUUUUCUCAACCCUCAGUUGGGUGGUUCUUGCAGCUCUCUUUGGCUUGGAAAUGCCUAUUGCGUUGAAGCCGUUGGGAGUAUCAAAACUUACUCUGGGUAUAAUUCAACUACCAGCAGCAGAAACUACACCACUCUUGGAAGUACUAUAGACACGAUCUCGACGAGGACUGUCAAUCGUACAACAACCCAUUUCUUUUACUCAUGGCCUGCAGUCACCACCACAACCGUGACCUUCAACUCAACCGUCGCAUCAAUUUUGGCCGACUAUAAUCUCUGCAGCUCGGUGUUAGCCUACUACGAUCUUUCCGAAGAUGAUGACCUUUCGGAUGAAGCCUAUGGCAAUGAUGAAUGGAUGGAUGAGUAUGAGCGAGUAUGCGUGGUUGACCCGGACGCACUGCCGACUGUAGCCUUCAACACCGCCAUCGCCCUCAACACCACCACCUCUGCCACGACGGGGGCGACAGCGACUGCAGGAACUGCCACUUUGACAGAAACUUCUACCAGCACCAGCGCCACGGCGACGGGGCUUAGCAUCUCGCUGGAUGGAACCUGUGGCUACGAUACAAGCUAUACCUGUUCUGGAUCCAGCUUCGGUGACUGCUGCAGUAUUUAUGGAUAUUGGUAA